This is a messenger RNA of Lottia gigantea (owl limpet), 1160 nucleotides long. RefSeq lists its product as hypothetical. NCBI's taxonomy places the organism in Eukaryota, Metazoa, Mollusca, Gastropoda, Lottiidae. The record is from RefSeq and is a predicted model, not a curated record. Gene Ontology annotation, molecular function: DNA binding. The transcript is spliced from 6 exons. The coding region runs from base 1 to 708 and encodes 235 amino acids. Gene Ontology annotation, cellular component: cytoplasm; nucleus.
AUGGCCGAUAGCUUCGAUAGAAGUUUGAAAAGUGAAAAAUGUGGCUGUUAUGGGGAUUGUAAAGACAUAAAAAGACUUCCAACUCAUGUCAUUAUCCAGAGGCAGCUUCAAGAUGUCAUCAAAUCUCAAGCAGAAAUGUUGAAUCAUCUGGACGAAAGUAUACAACAACAGAAUUCACAGCUAGAAGAAACCUACAUAGCCAGAGAGACAGAGAAAAAUAAACUAAAUGUUUUAAAGAAAAGUAUAGAAGACCGAUAUAUUCUAAAAGAAGAUUUUAUUGUUGUUGACUCGGCGUUAAAGGAAGAGAGAUUCGAACACAAUAAAACGAAACAUAAAUUAAAAGAAGUAACGGAUAAAUUAGAUUUUUCUCUGGGAGAAAUUGAAAUUUUAACAAAACAGCUGGAAAGAGAGAAGGCUUCGUUCGAUUCUUCAUACAAGUCUAUCAAAAAUAAACUGAGUCAAUCAAAUGACUAUAAUAGAGAAUUAGAGAAGAAACUCACAGAGUCGAAGAAAAGAUGUCGAGUGAACGAGGAGGUGAUAAAAACUAAAGACGAUGAAAUCAGAAGAUUACAGGAUCAAGUUAAACAACUUCAGUCCAAAUUCAAACAAAAAGUUGGUGAAAUCGACGUAGAGAAACAACAAGAACUGUACAUCGCGAAGAUGAUGGAAGGCAAGAAAACCAAGGCUAAAGCUCUACCUAAACGAUAGCUGAUAGAAAGCCGUAGAGGACAAUUGUCUCGUUGCAUUUAAUUGCACGCUCAGUUUAAUAUGGUUUGUACCUUUGUGAGCGUCACUUGCAUUAACCUGAAAAGUUACGUGGUUGGAUGCAGGAUCUGUAGGGCGGAUAUGCACAUGGAAGAUAAAUGCAUAAAAACAUACUUAUUUUGUUUAAGGUAGUUUAGGUGAUAAUAAACACUAGAUAUUCUGGGUUUCAUAUUUGCGAAUAUUAUUUAUUCUACCCUUAAACAAAAUAGACUGCGUUUGUUCAGGUUCGGAAACGUCUACGGUUAAACAUUGAUGAUUAAAAACAUCGUUCGGGUAUGCUCAAGGUUGCGAAACGUCCUGGAUGUGCAUUUCACUGAACCCCUAGUAGGGCCUAUUGUCUUUACUGUAUUAUAAUUACGGGUUUUGUUUUUGAAGAAUUAAAGUGUGUUUUGUUC